AUGGCUGAAGCAAGCUCCUCUUCCGCAGCGACGAGUGCACCAGCGACACCACGCGUCGACUUUUACCAGACCGAUACGGCGAUAACUAUAUCGAUCUUUGUCAAAUCCGCCUCCCACGACUCGCUACAGGUUGACAUUGCUCCGCAGUCGCUUCACGUGAAAGCUGUUUCCUCAAUCACUGGUUCAGAGUACGUCUUGCGCAUCGAUCCGCUCUUCUCUAUUGUCGACGUGUCUACUUCUUCGUACAAAGUGCUCUCAACGAAAAUCGAAGUGAUCUUGCACAAAGCUCAGCCGGGUGUACGAUGGGUUUCGUUGCAAGCCAGGUCUGAGGCCUCCGUAGUGUCUGCUACCACACCGACGUAUGCUCAGUCAACAACAGCCGUUCCAGCUUCCAGAGCUAGAUCCAAGUGGGACAGUUUCGACCCCGACGCAGAGGCAGAUGCAUCGACAGCAUCAGCCGAAAACGGAGAGGCCGAUAUCAAUGCAUUCUUUCAAAAGCUCUACGCUGACGCAGACGAAGACACGAAACGAGCCAUGCUCAAGAGCUACCAGGAAAGUGGCGGCACCACCCUUUCGACCGAUUGGAGCAAAGUAGGCAAGACAAAAUACGUUGCCCAGCCUCCCGAUGGAAUGGAGGCGAAAAAGUGGUAG
Molecule: messenger RNA, 651 nt
Organism: Mycosarcoma maydis (corn smut)
Lineage: Eukaryota; Fungi; Basidiomycota; Ustilaginomycetes; Ustilaginales
Product: co-chaperone SGT1
Exons: 1
Coding region: 1-651 (216 amino acids)
Biological process (GO): protein stabilization
Molecular function (GO): protein-folding chaperone binding
Source: RefSeq, a predicted model, not a curated record